ACCUGGGUGUCAUCUCUUGGAUAACACAAAUUCCUCAACCUCCUUUUUGCCAGUCCCUGGAAUAAUCUGCACCAGAGACAGAGAGAACUGGGAAAAAUCAUCUUUAGAAAAUUGCUCCUCAAAGGAAAGACACGGCGCUGGAAAAGACAAAAGUUCACCUCUGGCCACCCUUAACAAACACAGAUGUACCUGUCAGCAGUUCAGGGCUGCAGUGACUGCUCCUUGCCUGGCUCCAUGAAGGAGCAGAAAAACAACUUUGUGCUUUCCCUUGGAGCCAACACCAGCAAGUGCAACCUUGAGACCAGCCAAACAGAGUCCCCAACAUGCUGGGCAGAAGCAACCAGGGGCGGCCCAGAGGUGGUGAUUGUACCAGUGCUUUUUGGGUUGAUUUUUCUCCUGGGAAUGGUGGGAAACACAUUAGUGUUGGUUGUUUUGGGGCGUUUCCGGCCUGGGGGACGCCCAUCACGCAGUGCCACCAACAUCUUCAUCCUGAACUUAAGCAUUGCAGACUUCUCCUUUCUGCUCUUCUGCGUUCCCUUCCAGGCCACCAUCUACUCCUUGCCAGAGUGGAUCUUCGGUGCCUUCUUUUGCAAGUGGGUUCACUACUUGGCCAUGGCAACAAUGCUGGUCAGCAUCUUCACUCUGGUGGCCAUGUCUGUGGACAGAUACAUUGCUGUGGUCCAUGCCAAACGCUCGCCCUGCAUCCGCAGCAAGCGCAACGCUGCCCUUGGCGUGGCUGUCAUUUGGCUGCUGUCUCUCCUCAUCGCCAUCCCCGUGGCCCAGCACCAGGCCCUCAUGAGUGGCCAUCACCAGGCACCCAACAGCUCUUUCUGCUGGGAGCACUGGGCAAACGGUUCCACAGCCAAGCAGAUGUACAAGAUUACCAUCCUGCUGGUGGGAUACCUCCUGCCCCUGCUGCUCAUCACCUGCUGCUAUGCCAAGGUUUUAUACCAUCUUCAUACAAAAGUAAAGAACAUUUCCAAGAAGUCAGAGAGAUCAAAGAAGAAGACAGCGCAGACAGUGCUUCUCGUGGUUGCUGUGUUCCUGCUCUCCUGGCUGCCACACCAUAUCAUCACCAUGUGGGCAGAGUUUGGGCACUUUCCCCUGAACAACAUCUCCUUCACCUUCCGCAUCAUCUCUCACUGCUUGGCCUACGGGAACUCUUGCAUCAACCCCAUCCUUUACGCUUUCCUCUCGGAGAAUUUCCGCAAGGCCUGCCGGCAAGUCUUCACCUGCAAGUUCUUCCAGCGGCCGGCUUCCACUGAGAAACUGGCCAGAGUGCGCGUGGAGAAUUUCUCUACCACACACUCCAUCACUAAUGUGUAAGCUGGGCUCACAAACAUGUUUCAGGAGAAAGAGGAGGGAAGAAGGUUCUGUCUGGGGAGAACAUGUAUAUGAGUGCAUUCCAGGGAGUGGUGGAGUCUGAAGAACUGUGGACUUUGUCAGAUUGCUGGAGUGGUAGGAGAUGUAUUUCCCUCUGACUGUCAUGAUACGUGACAGAGUUUGUCCUAGGGUACCUUGCUAGACACUGGGCUAUGUGAAACAGAAUUACCUGAAUGCCCAUAAGAUAGAGCCCAAAUGCAGCUGUAGUCGUGACAACAGGAUCUAAAAUAAGAUUUACACAGAAGGUAGCAUCUAUACAGACAAGAAGGCAGCAGUUAAUUAUGACUGUAGGCAGUCAUUUGGAUGUGAACAAUGAGUGAUGCGACUCAGAGAGCAGUUUAGGAGAAGUCAAACUAAAGUCUUUGUAUGUCUUUGUUUCAUCAACAAAUUUGACUAUGUGUGAGCUAUACACACAUUUAUAUCACUACCUGUGAGAUAAAUCUCUAAAGUCUCUAAAUCCCCUUGAAGGCUUUGCUAUAGCAUUUACCUAUUGGGCAGUAAAACCUUUCACAUGUGUCAGUGACGUGGCUGUCAGCAUUUGGUGGCUCUGUAUCAGCUUAUACAUCCCAGGGUCUAAAUGUCUGUGUGCUCCUGUGUGUAAUUACUCCUGUUUAUCACUGCCUCCAACAACUGUCUCUUGGUGAGCAACAGGAGGAAAGUGGUAUUUCUCAACAUAUGCUUAAAAAACUGAUUUCGUUUGAAAGCAGUCUACAAAAAAUUUUGUUGGUAAAUAUAGUGUUCUCUUGAGUCUAUCUACCCAAGGCUUUUUAUCAGCCACUUUAGUAUAUAUAUAAAGUGCCCGAAAUUUUGUGGUGCGGGUUUUUUUCGGUUUUUUGCUUGUUUGGGGUUUUUUUUACUAACUGUUGUGAUCAACAGUGCUCUAGCAACAAACAGUUAAGGGCAUUUGUACCAAGUUCAAGGUUACUACUUGUAACUAUAUAAAGUGCAUAUUACUUCAAAAGUAGGAAGCAAAUCACUGAAAGAACUUCAUUAUUUCACUGUGUUGUCUAAUUUAGUAUUUCUGCGUGCUGCAAUCCAGACUGACCUGUUCACAGACUGUAAAAAUGUGAGUUACAGAACUUAAACUACAAAUUAUUUGCCGUCCAUGCAAUGAAUGGGUUUCCAGUCUCCAACUGGAUCGCUCUUUCACUGUAUUUCUAAAACUUGGGAGCCAUUGUAUUAAAUAAUUAUACUGCAGUUUGUAACUUCCUUUAAGAGCCCCUUAACUGUGCAAUAUGAACAGAGCAAAUGUGUACAACAGGAUAAGGUCAUAUUGCCUGAUUCUUAGGUGACUAUCUGUGCAAGUUUUCUUUGUUUAGCUUUUACUCUCAGUAUAUUAAGAGU
Messenger RNA from Corvus hawaiiensis (hawaiian crow), 2727 nucleotides. Its product is annotated as galanin receptor type 1-like. Gene Ontology annotation, cellular component: membrane. The record is from RefSeq and is a predicted model, not a curated record. Gene Ontology annotation, molecular function: G protein-coupled peptide receptor activity. Bases 184 to 1326 code for a protein of 380 amino acids. Gene Ontology annotation, biological process: neuropeptide signaling pathway. Lineage: Eukaryota; Metazoa; Chordata; Aves; Passeriformes; Corvidae. The transcript is spliced from 3 exons.